AUGAGAGCAACUUUAUUUUAGUAGUUAAGAAAGAUAAGAGCAGAAUCUGCUAAAAUUGGAGGAAAUCGUAAUAAAUAAAUGCUUGAUACUUCUGAACUGGGAGGACGACAAAGUUUUUAUAGAAAAAGACGCUUUGAAGAUCCUAAUAAUACUGUAAUUGAAUAAACAAGUUCAUUUCGAUUUCAUGAUAAGGAAAAAUAUGAAUAGGAAAUCAAAUAUCUCAAAAAUAAUUUACAUUCUUUGGAAAGCGAAAAUAUCAAACUUAAGACGAAAAUUCAUUAAUUAGAAGGUAAGCACCUUCAAUUUAAAAUUAGACAAUUAAUUAAAAUAAGAAAAGAUGCUAUAAGAAUUAGAUCGUAUAGGCCCUGUUAAAACUUAAUUAUUAAAAUCUUUGAAUUAUGCUACUGCUUUGAAUGCAUUAAAAAAAGAAUUAAAUAAUAUGAAAUUGGAAAUACAAAAAAAAGAUUAAGAACUUAUUAAUAUGAAAAAAAAUCAAAGAUAUACUUAAAUGAAUGAAUUAUAGAUUGAAAGAACUGCUUUUUAAGAAGAGACUGUUAGAUUAAGAUAAUAAAUUGAAUCAUUAUUUUAAGCUAGUUUAUACAAUUUACAAUAGAAUAAUGUAGAAUAAGCUAUUUAAGAAAGAUUAUUUUAAUUAAUUGCUUAAAUUUAAGAAAAUGUUAUAUAAAAAAGUGAGAUGGAAAAAAUAAUUGAAAGACUUAAAAAAGAAUGUUUGAAAUAUAGAGUAAUAAAUAUUUAAUUUAUAUUAGUCUUAACAAAUAGAAUAAGAAUUUAGAAGUAAAAAGGAAAUAAAAAAAUUAUUAGAUCAAAUAAAGGAAGAAGCAAAUAAUUCAUAAAAAGAAAGUAGUAAAGAAACUUAAUAAUAAUCUAAACCAGAUGAAUUACAAUUAUUAACAGACUUAAUGUUUGCAAAAUAAGAUAAUUAAGCAAAAUAGAAAGAGAUAGAAAAUUAAAAUUAAAUUAUUUAUGAUCUCGAAAUGUAAAUUAAGGAACUUACUAUGGUUUAGAAAUCAGAGACUUAAGAAAUUUAACCAUAAUCAUAAAGGCUUGAUGUAUCAAUUAAAUCAAAGAUAACAAAAAUCUAAUCGCCAGUAUUUGCAACUGAAAUCAUGUAAGAGAUAGCUUUACCAGUAAAAAAAUCUAUGGUGAUCUAAGAGUAAAUCUAACAAUAAGUGAAAUAACCACAAAGAAGAAAAAUAGUUCCAGUUAAAUUUGAAGAAAUAAAAAAAAUUGGAGAAACUUUAAAAUAUAGAUUAAUGGCUAUGGAUAUUAAUAUUUCACAAUUAGAUGAAUAUUUAUUUGAUGGAGAUUCUAUGACAUUCAAAGAACUGAAAGAUAAGUUAAGGCUCUAUCCAUUUAAUUUAACAAAUGAAGAGUCCUUAUUAGUCUCUCGUUAUAUUAUGGAAGGUGAAAAUGAUAUUUAUGAAUUGUUGGAGUCAUCUUCAAAUUAUAAUCCAUAUAUUCGUUCAGUUUUAAGAAGAAUAUUGACGAAUUACAAAUUAGAAAUAGUAAAAAAUUAAUUACUGCAUUCUGAAAAAUUAAAAGAUGUAUUAACUAAGUUUAAACCAUUCAUUAUCAGUAAUAUCAAGCAACUUUAUGGAAAGGAUUGUAUAAGAUUGAACAAAUAAUAGUUUAAUGAGGCAUUGAUGUCACUGAAUAUAGAAUUGAAUUAAUUUGAGUUAGAUUAUUUAAUAGUUUAAGGAAUUUUAGAAAGUAAAGGAGUUGAAUCAUUAAAUUAUGAAGAGAUGCUAAAAUAUGAAGUUAAGAUGGAUUAGGAUUAACAACUCUCUUUUUUGUUGACUGAAUUAAACAAUUAAUAAAAUUAGAAGGCGGAAAUGUCAGUAAUUGAAGAAUGCCCAGAAAAAUUAUCAGAAAUAGAGCAACUUGAGUAAUAAGAUCAAAAAUAAGAGUAAAUAAAAAACUUGUAAGAAAAUGAUGAAGAAAAAUAAUAUGUUACCUUUGAUAAAUAUGUAAGUGAAUAAUUUGAUUCAGAUAGUGAAGAAUCAAAAUAAGAAAUAUUAACAUCGGCAUUUAACUUGGGAUAGUGA
Paramecium sonneborni is the source of this 2066-nucleotide messenger RNA. The record is from the annotation of a GenBank genome assembly. NCBI's taxonomy places the organism in Eukaryota, Ciliophora, Oligohymenophorea, Peniculida, Parameciidae.